AUGUCAGAUUUUGAUCGUGACCUCAGGUUUAUCCGCCUGGCAGCUUCUUUGUAUGUUGCGAUCGCGGUCCUCUAUACAACAGAUCACUACAGACAUUUGCGAGCUUGGCCUACGAUACAGCCGCUAUCCAAGUCCAUCAAGAUGCCAAGGUCGCUGGCAAAACGCAUCAAGAAAUAUUACUUUGGCCUGCAUCCUCGUUGUUAUCCAUCCGAACAUACAACUGAGAUAGUUUGUGUUCAAUCGUUUCUCAAAUUGUUUGUCAAAGGUCUGAUUUCUGCAACCGCGCAUGUCAAACCUAGUGCAACAUACGCCCUUCUGGAUGAUUUGUAUGACCUGUAUGCGUCAAUCAACAUACACCUCGUUCUCACACCCUUCAAGGACCGUCAAUUGAAUAUUUGGCGAAAUGCUGCACGUCUCUUUACUCGUACCGAACUCGUCAUGAUGCUUGACACAUUGUUUUCGCUGGUCAAGGCGAAGAAGAUCGAUAUGUUUCACCGCAUUUGCCAGGUUCCUGGUCAUAACGGGGCCGAUUAUCCGCGAAUCCCUUCCGCCACCCCUGGUGAAGUGUCACGCAGUACCACCCCGCAUACGAGCCUUACGUGCUGCUCUGGCAAGUUUCAUGCUGGUGUUUGCAUACCUUCGAUCUAUGUGUCUUCGACAGAUGACGGAGAGUAG
Suillus plorans is the source of this 675-nucleotide messenger RNA. RefSeq lists its product as uncharacterized. Bases 1 to 675 code for a protein of 224 amino acids. The record is from RefSeq and is a predicted model, not a curated record. Lineage: Eukaryota; Fungi; Basidiomycota; Agaricomycetes; Boletales; Suillaceae. The transcript is spliced from 2 exons.